Messenger RNA from Gekko japonicus, 1675 nucleotides. RefSeq names its product nuclear receptor coactivator 5-like. The coding region runs from base 153 to 1418 and encodes 421 amino acids. The transcript has 11 exons. The record is from RefSeq and is a predicted model, not a curated record. Lineage: Eukaryota; Metazoa; Chordata; Lepidosauria; Squamata; Gekkonidae.
GAGCCGGGGAGGGGCGGCCGCGUUUGCCUUCCUUUCAUGCAGCCCGACCUCCCAUCUAUUGCGUGCUGCGGCGGCCGUUUGGGGAGAGCGGAAACGAGCGAGGCCGCCGUGCGGGAAGGAACGCCGCCGUGGAGCCCCGGCCGAAGUUUAAAAUGGCUUCAUGGGUCAAGGUAACCACAGAUCAAGCACCGACACCCAUUGCAGAAAAGAGGCAAAGACCCGGAUGGAUCCCACGACUUCUGGACAUAAAUCCCUACAAAACAGUUCAGAAGAGCACUUACCCUCCUCCGGAUGGGUAUUCAAAGGACUAUGAAGAUACUAACAGCUUUGAAGAACUUUUCGGGCAGCAGUAUCACCCAUCAACAGGGAAUGAAGAUAAGUACGAGAGAUAUCAGUACUCCCAAAAAGAUGACGAUUUCUCUAAGGAUAUUCACCGGGAUAAGCUGUACUUGCAGUUCUACCAACAGCUAGAAAAGGAGUUCGAUAAAGACAGACCUUCAGACUGUGUCAUUGUCUCCAUCAGCAAGGAUCAAGCGGAAUACUCAACAGCCAUAGGCCAUCGGUUGCAGGAUCAUGGCCUUGUGGUGGAAAUGAUAUACCUUACAUCUGAAUCAGGUCUCACGCGUGCCCUCCAAGAAGUUAAAAAUGAUGGUUCCCCAUUUUGCGUUCUUGUUGAACCAUCCAAUGUAGCACUCUGCUCUUGCACCGUAAUCAUGCUUCAUCAGUCUAUCAAAAUACACCGUAAUAUGCCCAUGGAGGAUGCAUUGGCUCUGAUAGCUAAAGAGUAUGAGAAAAUUUUUGCGGACCGCGAACAACAAGAACGCGCAGAGAUCUCACACAAAGCAGCUGAUCUGGCGGAUGACUACCUAGAACGGGAGCUCUGUGAGAGUUACCACGUGCCGCUAGGGAUUAGACAUCUCCUCUUUCUGUUAAGUGAGGGCAAACAUUUAUUCCUGGAAGAACUGAAUUCCAUAAGUGACUACCUGAAGACCAGGAGAAAUAAGCUUGAAGGCUUUGUUGCAGAGCCCGUUCCUUUACCGUCCGCCGUUGAAGAUGCCGUCUUCCCACCGAGUGCCAGGCCGAGCACUAGCGCCCUCCCGCAGACCCUGAGUAAACCUCCACCUCUUCUUCCGACACCCAGCCGAAAUUCAGCGAUGGGCCAGUCUGCCGUGGUACCUGCGGCUAAGCCUGCUUUGUUGGGUGACAGGCCUUUGGGGGGUCGUCUUCCAGCACCAGGCCCCAAAGGUAAGCCACCGCCUCUUCUAACCCAGUCUGCUAAGAGACCAAUCGUCCUGGGUCCUUCAUCACACCUGCCGGCAAAGCGGCCACUGCUUGGGAGACCCGGCCUGCUGCCAACACCAGCUCAGGCAAGAUCAGCGCAGCACCACUGGGUACCCAAGCCAAAGUUCCUGGCUUGACUGGACGUCCAGAGGAAUAAUGCAAUAAACAGCAAACCCCGACGGAGACGACCCUCUUCCAAGACAGCAGAGCUUGACACAGUGUGUGUUAUUAGUACACCGGGCAAGUCUAAGCACGUAUCAUUUUCUGUUGUACACAUUCCUAAGAACUUUUUUUUUUUUCCUGAAGUGGAAGAGUGAAAAUAGAUGUUUGUGGAAAGGUCAGCUAUUGUAGAUGCUCAAUACUAACGUUUUAAAUCGAUGUUAUCCCAAAAUAA